GAUGAGCCCUAGCUAGACGGUGCUCAAAGAAAGCCGCCGCAAGCCAAACCCAACACAAAGCAGCAGCAACGCCGCCGUCCACCGGAGCCGCCACUUCUCUCCUCCCAGCGACCCCGUAGCCGUCCGGUCCGGCGGCGUGCCCUCCCUCCUCGCGAUUCGCCGCCGUCCGCCCCCCCUCGAGCGCCUAGCCCCGAAGUCGCGCCUAGCCCCUAGGGUUCCUUCGCCGCCGUCACAGGAGGAGGAGGGGAACACAUACAUCGCCAUGGCGGGUAGGCUCCUCGCGAAUCUGAUCGUCUUUGGCGGAAGCAUUGUCGGCAGGGCCGUGCUCCAGGCCUACCGCCAAGCCAUCGUCAAUGCGAACAAAACUGGAGCUGCCCAAGAAGCUAUAAAUGGUAUUAGACGGGCUAGCAAGGCCAUGACUGAGCAAGAAGCCCGGCAGAUACUUGGUAUCAGUGAAAAAUCGACUUGGGAGGAGAUUGUUCAGAAGUAUGACACGAUGUUUGAGAGGAAUGCGAAGAACGGAAGCUUCUAUCUCCAAUCAAAGGUUCAUCGUGCAAAAGAAUGUCUGGAACCUUUGUAUCAAAAGGCUGAUGCCCCAAACUGAGACUUCGUAGACGCCUAGCAUCCGGAUGGAGCACUAUGCUUAACUAAUCAAUUUGCCGAUGUGGCUAGAGAUGAUGAUUCUAUUUCGAGUUAUGUUGGUUGCGUCAGGUUGAUUGGUUGAACGGGACGCAGCUUUGCUCGACUCAGAAUAAUGUUUAACAAAGAUACAAGAUUUUGUCUGAUUCUCAUUGCCAUUUGCCAGCGCCUCAUUUAUGUCGUUGUAUAUGCCCAUUGGGUGUGAUGGAAUAUUUUUUUAAAAAAAAUAAAGGUUUAUAUCAUUUA
Panicum virgatum (switchgrass) is the source of this 885-nucleotide messenger RNA. Its product is annotated as mitochondrial import inner membrane translocase subunit PAM16 like 2-like. The record is from RefSeq and is a predicted model, not a curated record. The coding region runs from base 263 to 604 and encodes 113 amino acids. Gene Ontology annotation, cellular component: TIM23 mitochondrial import inner membrane translocase complex. The transcript is spliced from 4 exons. NCBI's taxonomy places the organism in Eukaryota, Viridiplantae, Streptophyta, Magnoliopsida, Poales, Poaceae. Gene Ontology annotation, biological process: protein import into mitochondrial matrix.